This is a messenger RNA of Pistacia vera, 429 nucleotides long. Its product is annotated as protein PELPK1-like. Bases 1 to 429 code for a protein of 142 amino acids. The transcript has a single exon. NCBI's taxonomy places the organism in Eukaryota, Viridiplantae, Streptophyta, Magnoliopsida, Sapindales, Anacardiaceae. The record is from RefSeq and is a predicted model, not a curated record.
AUGGCAAUUUCUAGAUGCUGCCUGGUUCUAUGUUUCCUCAUGGCACUAUCAUUGUCAAGCAUUGAUAUGAGUCCAGCUGCUGCAGCUCGCCGCCUUUUAGACACACCGGUGGCUCCACCACCAGCAUUGACACUGCCUACAAUCCCACCUCUGCCUAAGGCGACAUUGCCUCCACUGCCCUCAGUUCCACCUCUGCCUAAGGUCACACUGCCUCCACUGCCCUCCACUCCAUUGCCAACUCAACCAACUCUUCCCAAGCCCUCAUUGCCACCUUUGCCUAAUCCAACAUUACCUUCCGUGCCUACAAUCCCAAAGGUUGCACUACCUCCAUUGCCUGCCAAUCCAUUACCAACUAUUCCUACAACGAAUCCAACCAUUCCGACUACAAUUCCAACUGUUCCUUUCUUUUCCCCACCCCCGUCAAAGUGA